Molecule: messenger RNA, 1589 nt
Organism: Spodoptera frugiperda (fall armyworm)
Lineage: Eukaryota; Metazoa; Arthropoda; Insecta; Lepidoptera; Noctuidae
Product: transmembrane protease serine 9
Exons: 6
Coding region: 90-896 (268 amino acids)
Biological process (GO): proteolysis
Molecular function (GO): serine-type endopeptidase activity
Source: RefSeq, a predicted model, not a curated record
GAGGCCUUAUCGGAGGCGCCGCCCACGGCCUAUAAUAGCUGGGCCGGCGUCUCCCCCUGACUAUAGAGUGGGCUGUGACUCCGUCAGACAUGUUUCGCGUCCUCUGCUUCCUCGCGGCAGUCGCCGCAGCCACCGCCUGCAGGCCCUGCACUUGUGGUGUAGCUAGAGGAGCUCGUGUCGUGGGUGGUGAGGGUGUGACUCCUGGAGAGUUCCCUUGGCUUGCUGCCCUGAAGAGAGACGGAAAAGUCAUCUGCGGAGCCACCGUAGUUGCUAGAGAUCAUCUUAUCACUGCUACUCACUGCGUUCAUGGGAUUGAAGCGUCACGGCUAUCAGUGCUCGUUGGUGAAUAUGACGUGAACAACUCGAGGUCUGACGGCUACGAGGUGAUCCACGUGGUCCAGCACCCUGACUUCAACAGAUACACCUAUGACUAUGACAUAGCUGUUCUAAGACUCGCUGAUCCGCUACCAGAUAGCCUAUUCAGACCUGCCUGUCUACCCGAUGCCGAAGAUAUAGAUGGUCUUGAAGGCGAGGAAGCCAUAGUGACAGGUUGGGGCAGCACAGUAGAAAAGGGGCCAGCUUCCAACAUACCGAUGAAAGCUGCCGUACAGAUCUGGGCCCAAGAGGAAUGUUCAGGCGCAGGCUACGGCCGCAGGAAGGUGACACCGCGCAUGUUGUGUGCGAAUGCACCCGAUAGAGAUGCCUGCACCGGCGACUCUGGCGGCCCACUGUUGGUCUCCCAGCCUUAUUUCACUUUAGUUGGUAUCGUCUCAUGGGGUCGUGGGUGUGCUAGACCGGGAUACCCUGGCGUGUAUGCUAGAGUUGGUCGUUUCUUGCCGUGGCUGCGAGUGGCCCUCCGUCAUGCCUGUACCUGUCAGCCACCAGCUUACGGCUGAAACUUAUGAGACUGACAUCGAUUGUAAAUAGUGACUAAUAAACAUGGCCAGUUUAUUACUACUAUGGACUAAGAUACUUUUAUUAAAGUAUACGUGACGUGUAAUGCAUCAUAAUCAUAAUACCUAUUUUACUUGCAUUUGGUUGUACCGUGAAUACUUUGAAUGAAAAUGCUCAUUCAAUCACUUCCAGUUUAUUAGCGCCCAUGCCAGCUUCUAAGAAACGUGCACAUAAGUGUGCUACGUAUAUGAAAGUGUACUUAGUCCGAUUUUAUACAAAAUAAAUGUAGGAACACCUAGGUAUUUUACCUUUGAAAUGGAGGCCGCCUAAACACUACUGUAAAUAAUAAGAAAAGUUGUUAUAGUUGUAUAAGUUCAUGUAGUUUUUUGCAACUUCGUAUAAAUCAGCAUAAUCCUAAAGGUCUAAGUUCGUCUAUGUAAAUGUUGUGGAUGAUGUAGCUAUUCCUUUACUGGAUUUAAGCAAAUGUCAGUAUUAAAGUUGUAUAAAAUCUAUCCGUAUUUUAGAGUAGAUUAACCCUAAUGGCUGUGAUUACCUUAAGAUUCUAUGUAUUGUAAUGUAGCUAAUUUAUGUACGUAUAACAAAAAUGUUAAAUAAAAAUUUGUGUAAGUACUAAAACAUCAAUAUUGUGUAUAGCAUAGAAAUCAGAUAGCAUCUAAUAAAAUCGCUUAAACAAA